Messenger RNA from Hemiscyllium ocellatum (epaulette shark), 1965 nucleotides. RefSeq names its product methionyl-tRNA synthetase 2, mitochondrial (gene mars2). The transcript is spliced from 3 exons. The record is from RefSeq and is a predicted model, not a curated record. Gene Ontology annotation, molecular function: ATP binding; methionine-tRNA ligase activity. Lineage: Eukaryota; Metazoa; Chordata; Chondrichthyes; Orectolobiformes; Hemiscylliidae. Gene Ontology annotation, biological process: methionyl-tRNA aminoacylation. The coding region runs from base 31 to 1845 and encodes 604 amino acids.
GGUUCGUGCGCAUGCGUGGUCGGCGGUGGGAUGAGGGGCCUUGUAUCCCGGCAGCUCGUGCUCCCGUCGCCCCUCGGCUUAUGGCGGGCCUGCUCGGCCCCCGGCAACGCGCGGGUACUCGGCCCGCUGGCAUGCCCGGAGACUCCUCGGCCUGCCCGUGUUGCCUGCGGCGGCCCCUCCCUCAUCACCACGCCCAUCUUCUAUGUGAAUGCGAGCCCCCACAUCGGGCACCUGUACUCGGCGGUGCUGGCGGACGCCGUGUACCGCUCCAAGGUCUUAGGCGGGCAUGAGGUCAGGUUCACAACAGGGACAGAUGAGCAUGGCCUGAAGAUUCAACAAGCUGCAGAUGCUGCAGCUGAAGACCCAUUGGAAUUUUGUUCCAGAGUGUCCAAAGAUUUCAGGAUGUUAUUCCAACAAUCCCUAGUUUCAUACACCGAUUACAUUCGAACCACAGAAGAGCGUCACAAAAAUGCUGUCCAACAUUUUUGGUGUGUCUUGCGUGAGAAAGGAUACCUCUACCAAGGGACAUAUGAGGGAUGGUAUUCUGUUCCAGAUGAGACAUUCCUGUCUGAUUCGCAAGUUGUGGAAAGAAAAGGCUCAGAUGGGAAUAUUAUUAAAGUGUCUUUGGAAAGUGGACAUAAGGUAGAAUGGACUAAAGAAAAAAAUUACGUGUUCAGACUGUCUAAGAUCAGGCCUAUGUUGUUAGAGUGGUUAAAGGAGAAUCCACAUGCGAUAUAUCCUGAAAAAUUCCAUCACAUUGUUGUCCAUUGGCUUCAGGAAGAAAUUCCAGACUUAUCAGUGUCACGACAGAGGAAUCGUUUGAAGUGGGGUAUCCCAGUUCCUGGAGAUUCAACGCAAACAAUUUAUGUGUGGCUCGAUGCCUUAGUUAAUUACCUUACUGUAGCAGGUUACCCAAAGGAUCACAAUCAUUUGUGGCCUAGAGUAAAACACAUUGUUGGAAAAGAUAUUCUUAAGUUCCAUGCUGUAUAUUGGCCUGCUUUCCUGAUGGCAGCUGGUCUGCAAUUACCAAAGCAAAUCUGUGUACAUUCACAUUGGACAGUCAAUGGCCAGAAGAUGUCCAAAAGCCUUGGAAAUGUUAUUGAUCCCCUGCAACAAUUUUCUGUGUACACUGCUGAUGGCUUCAGAUAUUUUUUGCUACGGCAAGGUGUACCAGAAACAGACUGUGACUAUUAUGAUGAUAAAGUGCUUAAAGUUCUAAACGCAGAGCUUGCAGAUGCAUUGGGAGGCCUCCUUAACCGGUGUACAGGCACACGCAUGAAUCCUGACCAAAUCUACUCACAUUUUUCAAACCAGUGUUUUCCUAAAAUGCCCUGCAUGGGUGAUUCAAGCAGAGCAACAACUGAGGAUUACACAAUGAUCCAGUUGGUUGAGCAACUUCCUUUAAAAGUUGAGCAUUACUUUGAAAAUUUUCAAAUUUAUAAAGCUCUGGAAGCUAUCAGUUUUUGCAUUCGGUUAACCAAUGGCUUUUUCCAACGGCAUGCUCCCUGGAAACUUGACCGAAAAAGCAUUGAAGAUUGUUGCUGGUUGGAUACAAUACUUCAUGUGACUUUGGAGUGCUUACGCAUUUAUGGAACCCUUUUACAGCCAGUGAUCCCAACAAUUGCUGACAGAUUGCUUUCGCGGUUGGCUGUUGGACUACAGGAACGAAGUUGGAGACAAUUGAAUUUCUUGGCUAAAUAUCAUAAUAAUGUAUGUCUUUUUGAAGGAAGAAAACUGGGGCCUGAUCCAGGACUUCUGUUCAACAGAUUAGAAAGGACUUAUAAAGAACAAAGCAAAGAUCAAGACAAUUGUAAAAUGAAGAAAGUGCAACAUAUUUUAAAAUGAAUUUGAACUACUAAAUUUCAACCACAUGUUUCUGAUGUCCUCAACAUAUUGUAGAUUUGUUGGCAGUGAUAGUACUUUCAAUAUUAUAAUAAUGUUGAUAUAAAAUACUUUUACACUCAA